This is a messenger RNA of Procambarus clarkii (red swamp crayfish), 2166 nucleotides long. Lineage: Eukaryota; Metazoa; Arthropoda; Malacostraca; Decapoda; Cambaridae. The record is from RefSeq and is a predicted model, not a curated record.
AUGUUGAAGGCUGUGGCCAGUGGACUCACCUGGGCCAAGGUUGAACCGUUGGCUGCCAGUCUCAUGGCAAGUUUCACCAGGCGGGAACCUACAGAAAAUGAUGGUGAUGCAGUCAGUCGUGUGGCACCCAGUGUUGCACUCAGUCGUGUGGCCCUCAGUGAUGCAGUCAGUCGUGUGGCACCCAGUGUUGCACUCAGUCGUGUGGCACCCAGUGUUGCACUCAGUCGUGUGGUACUCAGUCGUGUAGCACCCAGUGUUGCACUCAGUCGUGUGGCCCUCAGUGAUGCAGUCAGUCGUGUGGCACCCAGUGUUGCACUCAGUCGUGUGGCACCCAGUGUUGCACUCAGUCGUGUGGUACUCAGUCGUGUAGCACCCAGUGUUGCACUCAGUUGUGUGGCCCUCAGUGAUGCAGUCAGUCGUGUGGCACCCAGUGUUGCACUCAGUCGUGUGGCCCUCAGUGAUGCAUGUGACAGUCGUGUGGCACCCAGUGUUGCACUCAGUCGUGUGGCACCCAGUGUUGCACUCAGUCGUGUGGCACCCAGUCGUGUGGCACCCAGUGUUGCACUCAGUCGUGUGGCACCCAGUGUUGCACUCAGUCGUGUGGCACCCAGUGUUGCACUCAGUCGUGUGGCACCCAGUGUUGAACUCAGUCGUGUGGCACCCAGUGUUGCACUCAGUCGUGUGGCACCCAGUGUUGCACUCAGUCGUGUGGCACCCAGUGUUGCACUCAAUCAUGUAGCACCCAGUCGUGUGGCACCCAGUGUUGCACUCAGUCGUGUGACACCCAGUGUUGCACUCAGUCGUGUGGCACACAGUGUUGCACUCAAUCGUGUGGCACACAGUCGUGUGGCACCCAGUGUUGCACUCAGUCGUGUGGCACCCAGUGUUGCACUCAGUCGUGUGGCACCCAGUGUUGCACUCAGUCGUGUGGCACACAGUGUUGCACUCAAUCGUGUGGCACACAGUCGUGUGGCACCCAGUGUUGCACUCAGUCGUGUGGCACCCAGUGUUGCACUCAGUCGUGUGGCAUCCAGUUUUGCACUCCGUCGUGUGGCACUCAGUGUUGCACUCAGUCGUGUGGCACUCAGUGAUGCACUCAGUCGUGUGGCACCCAGUGUUGCACUCAGUGAUGCACUCAGUCGUUUGGCACUCAGUGUUGCAAUCAGUCGUGUGGCACCCAGUGUUGCACUCAGUCGUGUGGCACUCAGUGUUGCACUCAGUCGUGUGGCACCCAGUGUUGCACUCAGUCGUGUGGCAUCCAGUAUUGCACUCAGUUGUGUGGCACCCAGUGUGACACUCAGUCGUGUAGCACUCAGUGUUGCACUCAGUCGUGUGGCACCCACACUCAGUCGUGUGGCAACCAGUGUUGCACUCAGUCAUGUGGGACUCAGUGUUGCACUCAGUCGUGUAGCACCCAGUGUUGAACUCAGUCGUGUGGCACCCAGUGUUGAACUCAGUAGUGUGGCACCCAGUGUGACAUUCAGUCAUGUGGCACUCAGUGUUGCACUCAGUCGUGUGGCACCCAGUAUUGAACUCAGUAGGGUGGCACCCAGUGUGGCACUCAGUCAUGUGGCACCCAGUCGUGUGGCACCCAAUGUGACACUCAGUCAUGUGGCACCCAGUGUUGCACUCAGCCGUGUGGCACCCAGUGUUGCACUCAGUCGUGUUGCACCCAGUGUGACACUCAGUCAUGUGGCACCCAGUGUGACACUCAGUUGUGUGGCACCCAGUGUUGCACUCAGUUGUGUGGCACCCAGUGUUGCACUCAGUCGUGUGGCACCCAGUGUGGCACUCAGUCGUGUGGCCCCCAGUGUGACACUCAUACGUGUGGCACCCAGUGUGACACUCAGUCGUGUGGCACUCAGUGUUGCACUCAGUCGUGUGGCACUCAGUGAUGCACUCAGUCGUGUGUCACUCAGUGAUGCACUCAGUCGUGUGGCACUCAGUGAUGCACUCAGUCGUGUGGCACUCAGUGUUGCACUCAGUCGUGUGGCACCCAGUGUGACACUCAGUCGUGUGGCAUCCAGUGUUGCACUCAGCUGUGUAGCACUCAGUGUGGCACUCAGUCAUGUGGCACCCAGUGUGACACUCAGUCGUGUGGCACCCAGUGUUGCACUCAGACGUGUAGCGCUCAGUGUUGCACUCAGUCUUGUAGCACUCAGUUGA